CUGGCCUAACUUAGCCUUGCUUUUCUUAGAGUUUGGUGUAAUUUCAAGUUGCAGUUUUAAUUACAUCGAUUUGCAGUAUUAGCUAUAAAUUCGUCAAAUGACAGUAUAAUGGAAUCGCAAACCGAUCACAAUCCUAUCGAGCUUGAAUUCCAAGAAAUAGACAAGAACAAGGGGGCUUGGAACCUUGCUUACGAGGAAAUCAGAAGUCAAUGCUCAAAAUUUGACUACACUUUAAUAGAAGCAAAGAAAACAAAGAACAAAAAUCUAAAUCGUUACCGAGAUGUCAGCCCUUACGAUCACACGAGAAUCGUUUUAUCUAAGGGAUCCAGUGACUACAUCAACGCCAGCUUGGUCAAGAUGAAGGAAGCCAACAGACAGUACAUUCUUACGCAAGGACCUCUCCCUAACACGACAUCCCACUUCUGGCUGAUGGUUUGGGAACAGAAGUGCAAAGCAGUCUUGAUGUUGAAUAAGAUUAUUGAAAAAAACCAGGUUAAGUGCCAUCAGUAUUGGCCCAUCGGAAGUAAAAACGGUGGGGAAGACAUAAUGGAGUUUAAGGAUGUAGACCUCAAAGUUGAACUAAUAUCCGAAACCGAUGGACCAUACUUCUCAACAAGAGUAUUAAGACUAACAGAUGUAGAGAGCGGGAGUAGCCGGGACAUCUUGCAUUUCCAUUACAUGACGUGGCCGGACUUUGGCGUGCCUCAGAGUCCAACAGUGUUCCUGCGGUUCCUCAACAAGGUGCGACGCAGCGGAGCCCUAGACGAGAGUGUCGGCCCACCAGUGGUCCACUGCUCCGCCGGCAUCGGACGGUCAGGGACCUUCUGUUUGGUGGACACUUGUCUUAUACUGAUAAAAGACAACGGCUGUGAUAACGUGAAGGUGCGAGACAUUCUCCUAGAUAUGCGGCGACAGCGCAUGGGACUGAUACAAACCCCGGAUCAGCUGCGCUUCUCUUACCUGGCUAUCCUGGAAGGGAUGAAAACCGAUUGGGACAGUAUAAACGAUAAUGAUCCUGUUGAGGAGGAAGUAAACGCGAACCAUGUCAACUACGAUGAUGAAGAGCCCCCGCCGCUGCCACCACCUCGUGGGGAUAGUCUGAAGGCAGUGGUCAACAGUGACCACAGUCCUACGACACCAGACCUGCCCCCGCUACCCUCCGCGCCUCCUCACAGCAGCAGCAGUAGUGAGGAACCCAGUCAACCACCUAGCCCUGGCAACGGCACUACCAACAGCUCUGAGGGAAUGAGAAAGCGGAAACACGAGGACCGCCUUGAAUCCCUCAAGGAGAAACUGCAGGAUAUGAAGACGAAGCAGCAACAGACGGAGAGAUGGAACAAGAUUAAGAGGACGGUCGACUGCUGGCCAAUGUACAGACCGGUUUUUAAGAAGUAUCAGAUGGCUUUUCUAAAAAGGUCUCUUGAGCCUAAAAACGUUCUAAACUUGCCAUGGGAAUAAUUCUGAAGAUCCAAAAAGUAUGUAUCUUGUGAUAUUGAAAUUAAAACUUUUCAUAGUGAGUGUAAAAUAUAUUUUUUUCUCCUCGAUCUAAAGUGGAGUGUUAGGACAUGCUUUACAGAGGGGUCAGUUAAUCUUUUAAAAAUUAGUUACCAAACAAAAAUAUGAAGAUUGAAGCAGGAGAUAGUCGUGUUAUCAACAUCACUGGAAACAUACUUAUUGUCAUCCGGUUUUGCGUCAACUGUCCUCUAAGAUACUUGUGAAGGCGCAAAAUUAUAUUAAAAUGUUUGUUACUUGAUGGAUUGUUGAUAGGGAUUUUAUUUUAAACUAAAUAAUGUUAAAACCCUCAAGUUGAUGUAUUUUAUUAUUUUAACGUUAGUACAGUAAAUUUUUAACAAAAUAUCUUUUACUGCAUUCGUCUAAUGCACAGGUGCACUUUAUAAUGCGAAAAUCAUUAUAAUGGUAACAGUAGAAGAGAUUUAUAUUGUUUUUAACUUAACUGGAGACAUUGUUUUUUGUAACAGUAAUUGCAAGUGCAAGUCACUGAAAUUUUAAAUGAGUCAUUGGAAGUAUUUUUUUCUGUUUUGAGCUACUUAAUGAUUUUUCAAUAAUGCGUAAUAGGCCUACCUUAUUUAUAUGUAAAUAAAAAAUAAUCAACAUCUUAAAACCAAUGUUAUUGGCCUGUUUAGGAGAUGGGUAAUUGUUUGACACUAUAAUAUACAUUUAACCUUAAAUAUCACCUCUUUUGUGAAAAGUAUUAUGAUUCAUCAGCAAUUUCUUAAAAUGUUAUUAAUUCGGCAAUUGUUCAGAGUAAAUACCUUUCAAUAUUGGAAAUUAAGCAAAAUACCAAGAUUUAUGACAUAAAAAGUAGAAAUUAUACAAUUUAAAAAUAUUGCUGUAGUAUUUUUUUAUAAUUAAACUGCUUCUUCACCAAAUCAAGAACGCUAUUCACCAAAUUCUUUUCAGAGGUGGUCUAUAUAAAAUAUAAACAAAUAAUUAAACUAAGUUUCAUUGCAAUUUAUUUUUAAGUGUAGUAGAAUAAAACAUAUAAAUGCUACAACUGUAGUUAUAUUAUUAUUUAUUGGAUUUGCAAUGUGAUUUAGAUCUAAAAAAUUGCCAUUGCAAUGCAUUUAUCUUUCCCUUCAAGUGUAAUAGUUAUUGGAAUUGUACCAAUGAUAGAAACUAUACGGUAAAACUAUUUAUAAGGAAACAGAAAGAUAAAUUUGGAUUACUGGUACUAUAAUAUUAUUACAAAUUAGUGUAAAUGUAGUUCCUUAAAACAUAUUACGUAAGAACAAGUUUUAAAUGUUGUGUGUAAAAAUUUGUUUUAUUUUGGGGCAUGCUUUAUAAGAGACUCGAGUAUUUUGUAUAUGUUUAUAAGACAUGUUGGAAUGAAAUGUGUAAUGUCUCAGUUUUUAAUUGAAUAAGUAAAUAGAAAGUGGUUUCAUCUUCAAUAAGAAUAUAAAUAUAUUACGCAAAUAGUCUGCAUUUAUUUGAGCAUUUAUAUAAAACUACUUAAUAAGUAACGAUACUCUUUUACCAAGAUAUUUGAAUUCUAACUAUGUAAAAUAAUUUGGCCAUAUUGUAAUUUUGCAAUAAGUAAAGAACCAUAUUUUUAUAUCACCAAACAAAUACGCCCAAGUGUAUUCAUGGUUGUUCCUAAUAUUCUUUGUACAUAAACAUUAGGCACCACAAACCAUUGAAUGUGCUUACGAUUAUCAAUGAAAUGAAUCUGACUGCAAAUGUACCAAACAUUUCUUCGAGCUCUGUCCACUUGACUAACUUUUAUAUCCUUAAAUAAAUGGAACAUUUGAUGUAAAAUGAGGUUGCAUUUAUUUCAGUUA
Messenger RNA from Macrosteles quadrilineatus (aster leafhopper), 3299 nucleotides. Its product is annotated as tyrosine-protein phosphatase non-receptor type 2-like. The record is from RefSeq and is a predicted model, not a curated record. NCBI's taxonomy places the organism in Eukaryota, Metazoa, Arthropoda, Insecta, Hemiptera, Cicadellidae. The coding region runs from base 109 to 1458 and encodes 449 amino acids. The transcript is spliced from 9 exons. Gene Ontology annotation, biological process: protein dephosphorylation. Gene Ontology annotation, molecular function: protein tyrosine phosphatase activity.